UUAUUUGGUUUACAGAAUUGGAGCUUUGUAUGCAACUUCUUUGAUCAUUAUCAAAGUUAAACUAGAAAAGCUAUUUUUGGUAUGACUGAUCCAACCAAAAAUUGGUGUUCAGAAAACCCUACAGGAGCCAUAUCCAAGCGAUCGUUUCGCAUAGAUACUUCACGAAAAGAUGGAUUACUGCUGCAAAUACAUCAUACAAUCACUGCGCGGAAUAAAAAGAGCAAACAUUUCAAAUUCAAUGAGACAACUUUUGAUGACACUGGAGAGCAGCUAGCAGCCAUUGAUCAUGUUGGAAACAUUGUGGUCAUUGAUUUUUCCUGCCUCAGGUUUUGGAUGUUACCACUAAGACUGGAAUGCUCAUUCAUAAAAUUCUCAUCUUACCGGAAAAACGAACUUCUAAUAGGUAAACUUGAUGGGAGCGUGCUACUGAUUGACACAGGUAAUAUUGUCAGUUUUUCGUUGUAA
Molecule: messenger RNA, 465 nt
Organism: Nilaparvata lugens (brown planthopper)
Lineage: Eukaryota; Metazoa; Arthropoda; Insecta; Hemiptera; Delphacidae
Product: TBC1 domain family member 31-like
Source: RefSeq, a predicted model, not a curated record